Molecule: messenger RNA, 2067 nt
Organism: Notolabrus celidotus (New Zealand spotty)
Lineage: Eukaryota; Metazoa; Chordata; Actinopteri; Labriformes; Labridae
Gene: chrdl2
Product: chordin-like 2
Exons: 11
Coding region: 94-1428 (444 amino acids)
Molecular function (GO): protein binding
Source: RefSeq, a predicted model, not a curated record
AAUCCUUGUUUCACACUGUCCUGCAGUUUCUUUCUGUCUCACAGAAACACAUUUUUAUUGCGCGCUGCAGACUCAGUCACGCACAUGUAAAUCAUGAAGUCCAUGUUUGUGUUCUUUCUCAUCAUUUGGUUUGCAGAUGCAGAGCUGAAGCCCCGGAAAGGGUCCGGAGUUGUUUGUACUUUCAAAAACAAGACGUACAACCCAGGAGACAGCUGGCACCCCUAUCUGGAGCCUUUUGGGUUCAUGUUCUGCAUGCGCUGCGUCUGCACAGAGGCAGGCCAUGUGAAAUGUAACACCAUCAAGUGUCCCACUCUGCCGUGUGAAAACCCUGUGACUGAGCCUCAGCAGUGCUGUCCGAGAUGCACAGAUGAGCCCAGGAUCCCUGCAGGGUUGAGAGCCUCGGUGAAAUCCUGCAGGUAUAAUGGGACUAUUUAUCAGCCAGGAGAGACUUUCACCAAGCUCGACCUCUUCCCAUCCAGGCAGAGUAAUCAGUGCGUCAUGUGCACAUGCUCCAACGGCAAUAUCUUCUGUGCUCUGAAAACAUGCCAGCCAAUUACCUGUUCUUCACCCGUGCCAGUUCCUGAUACCUGCUGUUUGGUGUGUAAAGAUCAUGGCACCAGUGGCUCUUCAUCAACCGAGGAUGGAAACCAGCAGCUGAACAGAGGCGUUAGGCAUUCAGUGGAUCAGUGUUCAGGAGAGCAGGGCAGGGCGCGGUCCGACCGUGCCACCCCGCCCAGGGUCAGGACUUCUCCCAGAGGUCUGAGCCUCAGUAAACUGAACCUCAAAGGAGCUUCAGAGACUACAGUGAAGAUUCUGUUGCAGAGGAUACACCAAAGAGCUUGUUUAUACAACGGAAAGACAUACUCUCAUGGAGACAUGUGGCACCCAGUUUUGGGGAAGGUCCUGGAAUGCAUCCUGUGCACUUGUACUGAUGGCCUCCAGGACUGCAAACGCAUCACGUGUCCCAGCCAGUAUCCAUGCCAACAUCCUAUGAAAUCAGCAGGAAAGUGCUGCAAGACGUGUCCAGAAAGUAAAGCUGAAAGUAACCAGACGCAGUGUUACCUUGGAUUUAAAAACAAUCUCUUGGUAUAUAAAGUGGAAUCAUCUUUGAGAGUUGACACACCCAACACAGUGAGGAUCAUCGUUGUUGAGCGACAGAGUACGGCUGAGAUUGAAGUGCAAGUCUGGAACACGGUGGAAGGUGUUUUACAAUUAAUGGACAUUGGUGAUGUUCAGAGGAAAGACAUCGUGGAUCAUCCAGAGAACUACACAUUAAUCACAACCCUUGAUGAAGACACGUGGAGAAAAUUUAAAGAUGAAGGGAGAAAUCUGAGUCAAGCUUCUCAGACCACGAUCUGUGAAGACAGCAUUCGGGAGAUGGUGACUUUCCUAAAUCCCAAGCAGAUAGAGGACCAGUGUUCACCCUGAUCGUUCUCUCUCCAUUGACUCUCUUCAUUUUGAUACUUUCAGAACUACAUGUCAGUAUGCUAAUUUUUAAUCAUACAUGUUGCACUUUGUGGAUCCAUUUUUUCUAUUAAAAAAAAAGUUCUUUGCUUAAAAGUAUUUGAAAACAUUUUGUAUUUUUUGAAUAUGUUGGAAAGGGGGGUAGUUUUGUUAAGAAUGUAAAGGGAUUUAAAGGAUGUUAAAUGAUAUUCAACAUAUUUAUUGUAAAUACAAAAAGAGGUUUUGUCACUCUAUUUAAAGUGUAUGAAUUCAGUGUAUAUACAUGUGACUAUGAAUGUUUUUGCAUGACAGCAGUAGUAGCUGCAUUUUGGUUCAGUCUGCCAGUUAAAGCACAACUGUGUCAAAACUGUGUCAUUGAUAGUGAGGAAAGAGCUUCUCAAUUCUUUCUGAAGUCAAAAUAUAGACACACAGAUGCUAUUUUUACGCAGCCACAGGAUUUGGUUUGCUUUUGUAGCCUAAUGACAUUUUACAAAUGCGCAUACCAGAAAUAAUUCCUAUUUAAGUGCUCAUAGUUGAUGUAGCUCAAUGUCCUGUAUACCUCUGCUCACAGUUUUUAUCCAUAAAGUUCUCUCAGUGUUUCCCUCCAUUAAAUGUUUUUCUCUG